Molecule: messenger RNA, 1843 nt
Organism: Megachile rotundata (alfalfa leafcutting bee)
Lineage: Eukaryota; Metazoa; Arthropoda; Insecta; Hymenoptera; Megachilidae
Gene: Teh3
Product: tipE homolog 3 phospholipid transfer protein
Biological process (GO): regulation of sodium ion transport
Cellular component (GO): plasma membrane
Molecular function (GO): sodium channel regulator activity
Source: RefSeq, a predicted model, not a curated record
AUGCCGAAGCAAGUGCCAGUGGAGAACUUGGUGAUCCCGCCGCAAGACGGUCGGAUCUGCGGGACCAUAUGCAUCUGUCAGAUGACAGCAGUUCUGUCCUCCGUAGCUCUGGUCUACCUUACCGUGGCGAUCUACAUGCCCAGCACCAGAGCGUUUCAAUCUGGCAUCAGCGAGGUGCCGGUGAUGUGCACGACAAUACGAGCGGUAAACGCGGACAACUGCGAAUGGGGUAGCUGUGGAGAGUGGUGUCUCUCUAAGACGUCCGGCCCCUGCGUUCAGAUCCACGUGAACCUCCGCAGGAACGGUUCCACGAUCUUGCUGGCGAACUGUACCAACACCACCAACAAGACUUGCUACGGUAUCGAUCAGGAGAACGCGAAGAAAUCGAAAUGCAUCGCGGACGAGUGCCGCAAUUUGACCGGAACGUUCAACUGCUCGUCCGGGGUGUGUAUCAACAUAACCGACGCGUUCGAAUGCAUAUUCCACGACACCGAUCCGCCCAUGAAGUGUUCCGGUAGACGAGGAAAGAUCACCUGCAUAGACAUAGACGGUCUGUUCAACUGCAACCGCGGUACCUGCGAGAGAAUCAGGACCCCGUAUAACUGCGACCGCAGGUGUGUGGACAUCCCGACCAGGAACAAGAACAUGAUCCUGUUGAGCGGCGAUAAAGUGUACCUGAGUCAGUGCGAGAGGGCUAUAGACGUGCAGACGAAUCGAGAGAUCUGGCACGAGGACCGCGGAGACGUGAUGAUGGCGUCCUGCUACGGGAUUUUCAAUUCCACCCUAGGUGUCGAGGCUGUGGAUUGCAUCAACGGCUCGGUUCUGGAGAAGGACCUGCUAACUGACCUGACCAACUUCACCUACUUGUCUUAUCUGAACAUUUUCGCCACCAAACCAUUGGACGAAACUAGAAUGGUCGCUCCACCCGAACAGGACCUCAUCAUCGCUAAUGAAAGUCGCCUGCUGAUCAAUCUGGAAGGUUGCGUCAACACCCUUCGCGAGGAGUGCAAGGAGUUCCUUCAUGAAUAUGGAAAGGACGGGUCCGAUCAUAACGCACGCGCUAGAUUUCCUUGUUAUUACGCGGAAAGCAACACCGGCAUAGUCGUGUCCCGGUUCAACUUGGAAAACACCUACAAGGAGUUCUUGAUCGCGUUAUUGUUGCCUAGUAUUCUGUUCGUCGUCAGUUGUCUGACGCUGAUCUUUUGUCAGAGGACCGUAGUGGUCGGCGAUGAUGCCAAGAUGAGAUUCAAGGGCACCGUCGGGGCACAUGGGUCGAUAGAGAAGAGCGCUUCGGGUAACCUAGGGGAUGCUGGCGGAGGAAACUCUGCUAUGUCUCUCUGAGAUCCGUCACGCAUUCCCCUCCUGGAGGAGAGUCCGGCUCGUCAGUCGAUAUUCUCCCUGCGCGGGCAUUACUAAGGUGUGGGGAGGGGGGGAACGCGUGGUUAAAAUUCUCAUCUUGCAAAAAGCAAAAAAAUACUCAAAAGCAUACAACAAACACAGUUCAGCAAAAAAAAGCUAAGCAUCGAGAAAAAAGAAAACGAGCCAAAAAAAAAUAAGAGAGAGAGCAAAAACACGGUGAAGAGAAAACGUAUCAAAGCAAAGAUUUCUCUUAAUUGCACUGCCUGUACACACAAACAUAUUCGAGAGCACACGUGCUUGUUUUUUUAAACGUAAAAUCGUGUUGAACGGACACACACACAGAGACACACAAAGAAAGACAUACUUAUAAAACGCACGUGGAUCGAUCGAACGAUUGCUUCGAACUGUUUAUACGACACCCAGCUCUCGCCUGUUUCUCUCUUCUGCCGACAAAAGGAGAUCCUGAAAUACUUCGGACUCGACC